Messenger RNA from Puccinia triticina, 1128 nucleotides. RefSeq lists its product as uncharacterized. The coding region runs from base 1 to 1128 and encodes 375 amino acids. Lineage: Eukaryota; Fungi; Basidiomycota; Pucciniomycetes; Pucciniales; Pucciniaceae. The transcript is spliced from 3 exons. The record is from RefSeq and is a predicted model, not a curated record.
AUGAAAUUUGCACAUCUCGACCUCUACUAUGCAAAUUUACCUCGACUGUCGACCCUCAACCAUGAAAUCAUCUAUCGACAUUCGGGGCGGGUGAAGCACAUCAUGUUUGAGCUCGAUGACCCUCCCCCUCGCCUUUCUGGAACAGCGGAGUCCAAACCAAGCAGAAUAAAAGCCCAUCAAAUAUUCCAGGAGCGCCGAUCCUCUCAGGUCUAUGAUAUUCUCCAAUCUUGCACGAGUUUGACUAGACUUACGCUGGAUAUCGAACCUCAACCUAUCUCAAUAGAUGAGCUUGGAGACUUUGCCUUCAACGUGGAGUUUCCAUCAUCGCAGUUGUUGAAGCCUAUCUCUAAGCUUUCCAAUCUGACCUUCUUAACCAUAAGACCUCCGAUAAUUGAUACCCGGUUUGAAGAAGAUUUUGUGGUCAGGUUGAUAAAAGGGAUGGUACAUCUAGUCCACUUUGAAUGCAACGGCAUCGAUGCAACCAUUCCAGAGUUCAAGUCUCACGAAUGUUCGAAGGGAGUUAAUGUAUCACCACUGGCCCUCCAUCUAUCUUCUCUGUCUUCCCUCAAGACCAUCAAUUUCACUUUCGUGCAUUGCUUUGAUGGGAGCUGGAGUCAAAUAAAGUGGAAGGCGGCAAUGUGUCACAUUACGAUUGAUAAUUCCAGCAGAGCAACCAUUCGGACCCUUCAUUCGUUUUGUAUGCUAUUCAAAGACAGCCUGAAGAGCCUCUGCGUUUCCAGUAUACCCGCCCUCAGGAAAGAACAAGAAGAAGGACCCUCAGAUACCUCAGGCUCGCAGCAUCUCGAACUUCGAUAUCAUUUCUGCUUGCCACGGUCAAUCUUCUUGGGAAACAACGCGCACAUUUCGAUUCAACAGCUCAAACGAUUGAUGGACCAUCGUGAACCUAUUUGGCCUAAUUUGAAAUACUUGACGGUCGAAACGCACGGUCGAAUACUCAGUGACGAUGAAAUCGAAAGGUUGAAAGUCUUUGGUUCAAAAAGCGGGGUGAAAGUGAUCUGCGAUAACCUGACAGAUACUCUUGAUGGAAGUGAAGAAGAGUCCGAUGGGCAAAUGGAACAACGAGGUCCAAUAUACAUUAGAGACAAUGUAGGAAGCUACACUUGGUAG